AUGUUGUCAUAUUUUAUUAAUUUUUUGUUUUUUGAAAUUUUGAGUGUGGCUCGCAACGACAUCACUAAUUUAUUCUCAUGUUUGUUUGUUUCUCACUUUACCAAUCUCACUUACAGAUCUUCCUUCUUCUUCCUCUUCCUCUUCUUCUUCCUUAAACCCUACAAGCUUCUACUCUAUUGACAAUUUGAUUCCGAGUUUACAUCGAUAAUGGCGGACCAAACCUCCGAUUCAACAUCUCCCGUGGCUCCUCUCUCCGUAUCUUCUCCUACUGCUACUAAGAAAGAUAAUACCAAUCCUGUUGAUUCGAAGCUCACGGAAUUGAAUGAAUCAAGGGCUGAGUUACUAAACAGGAUCCAGAAUCUGAAACAGGUUUUAACACUUUCAUUCUCAUCUCUGACAUUGUCAUGUUGUUUUAGAACAUCUGUUGUCUUUUUAAAACAAACCAAUCUUUAUAUCUUAUCGUCGCAGGACUUGCAAAGUUGGAGAGGUAAAUUGGACACUCAAGUUAAAGUCUACCGUGAGGAGCUCUCUGGGCUAAAGAAGACUCUGAAUCUUGAAGUUGAGCAGCUUCGUGAGGAAUUCAAAGAUCUGAAAACUACCUUGAAUCAACAGCAAGAUGAUGUUUCCGCUAGCCUGAAAAGCUUAGGCCUACAAGAUUCAAAAGAGCAAAUUGAUAAGAGAAGUGAGGUGACAGAAGAGAAAGUGGAAGCUCUAUCGACUGAUGAUAAUGCCAAAGAAGCAGAACAUUAGAUAAUAUGAAAUUGUUUGUUCUUAUGAUAUUCUCGCCACUACUGUUACCACUACCUUGAGAUUGUACUAGUAUGCUUAAUAUGUAGUUCCGCGGUUUAGUUGAUUCUAAUGAUGCACCAUGACACAAUGGUUUGCUGCAGAUUGAUAUGUCAACAAGUUGAUACAGAACCAACUCGUGUACAGAUCUCAAAACCGAG
Molecule: messenger RNA, 947 nt
Organism: Arabidopsis thaliana (thale cress)
Lineage: Eukaryota; Viridiplantae; Streptophyta; Magnoliopsida; Brassicales; Brassicaceae
Product: uveal autoantigen with coiled-coil/ankyrin
Exons: 6
Coding region: 208-750 (180 amino acids)
Source: RefSeq, marked reviewed